Messenger RNA from Ziziphus jujuba (common jujube), 2509 nucleotides. Its product is annotated as FCS-Like Zinc finger 10. The record is from RefSeq and is a predicted model, not a curated record. Lineage: Eukaryota; Viridiplantae; Streptophyta; Magnoliopsida; Rosales; Rhamnaceae. The transcript has 3 exons. Bases 948 to 2129 code for a protein of 393 amino acids.
UUAUUUUUUCUGGGUUUAUAACAGAACAUAGAUUCGUCUCAUUGGAUCAUUUGACGUGUUUGAGGAUUUUUUGAGACCAAAAUUGGGUCUUGAACAUAGACCAAGUUUUAUUUUUUUUUUAUUAUUAUUUUUUUUUAAAAAAAAAAUGUUCUCUUUAACCUUAUGGAUUUUACCGUCUAUUUGAUGUCUUUGAGACUCAUCUGAUGAAUGCUCAUCUCUUUAUUUUCUUCGAAAGAUUCAUUUUUUUUUUUUUAAGUAUCAUCGGGUACCCUUUUGCUGCAUUUAAAGGAUUUGAUCGAUCAAACAUGUAUUUCAGCUUGGAAUAGCUUCUUUUCCCCUUUAUAUUUCAUCUACUUUCUUUAUGUUAAAACCAGGUUCUGGGUUUAUCUGGAAGAAUCAAAUGGUCAUGUUUGUUUAGCAUUAUUCUACUUGGACAUUUUGGAAUUUUCCCUUAACAGCUUCCUUGUGUUUUAAACUUGGUUUUGCAUUGAUUGUGGCCUCAUCUGAAAAAAAAUUUAAUCUUGAUCAAUCUAUGCUAGUUCACUUAAGUUAACAGCUGAGUAUGUAGGUAGAUCUCCCAUUUGUGAUUAGUGCUCCUGAUUUCCGCUUCUGGUUGUUUGUGAUUCAUGCUUCUGAAAAAUAAUUUUGCCUGCUUGUCGUUAAUGUUUUCUUAAAAUUAUUUGGUACUGAAUUAUAACAGUUAGCUUUUUGUUGAUUAAGGUUCUGGGAAGAUUUUGUUCCUUAUGUUUCUUCGUCUGGUCUCCUGGAUUGCUUUCAAUUAUUAAUUAUUUUUCAGGCCACGGGGGAGCUGAUGAUUCUGAAUUUUUGUAGUUGUGCGGGAAAAUCUAAUUAAGGAGUUGAUGGUUUCUUUCUAAAGACACUGUUUUCAGAAAGUUUUGAGUAUUUGAAAAAAGGUCAGAUGGGGGAGGUUUACGCACAAUAGUCUAAUGGCUGAUUCUGCGUCUGAUUCUUAUUUCCAUCCUGAUACAUUGAGCCUGAGGCAAAUAAGCAGCUCGCUUCUCAGUAUUCAUGAUUUCUUAGUAGGUUUUGGUACUAAAGCAGGUUCAUCAGAUGGCUCAAUUAGGAGCCCUACAUCUCCUCUAGAUUUUGGAGUUUUUUCAAACUCUAGCAACUCAGUUGGUCUUAGAUGUGCUAGAUCGUUGUCUGUAAAGGGACAUCAAAAGAAGUGGCAUUGCAGUAAAGUAGGUCUUGGCAUUGUUAAUUCACUUGUUAAUGACACAACUAGUGGAGUUCUUGAUAUACCAACGAGGAAGAAUAUACUCUUUGGACUACAGGUUAAAGCUAAUGAUUCUAAUUCCUCAAACCAUUACAAUGAUUCACUUUAUUCUUCAUUGAAGUCCAAAUCUUUGCCUAUAAACUACAUGGUUUCAUUGCAUCCUCAAACUAAGAAUCCAAAUACCCAACUGGGUAGCAAAAAUAUUGAUGAUGGGGAUGAAGCAUCCCCUUUAGAGUCUGCAAUAUUUGAAGACAUGUCAUUGCAUUCCUUGGAUUCACCCAGGGCUACCCCACCAGUUAGCUUAACCCAAAGCAACUUGAGGUCAAAAAGUUUUUGCUCAGAAGGUCCAACUGUAAUAAGUUCAUCUUCUGUGAUUGUCACAGGUUCAGAAGUAGAAAAUUCUUUAGGUAUUAAACCAAGCUCACUUCCAAUACCUAUAGACUCUAGCCAGGGAUAUGUGGGCUCUCUCUCUGCGAGAGAGAUAGAACUUUCUGAGGAUUAUACCUGUAUAAUUUCUCAUGGUCCAAACCCUAAAACAACUCAUAUUUUUGGUGACUGCAUAUUGGAAUGUCACACAAAUGAGUUGAGCAAUUUUGGUAAGAAGGAAGAACCAGGGGUCAUAUCACCUCAAGUUGCUAAGGACCCAGAAGGAUUGACCCCUGAUUUGACUGAUGAAGCUUUGAGGUUCUGCUAUACCUGCAAGAAAAAAUUGGGAGAAGGGGAAGACAUGAACAUGAACAGAGACGAUAAAGCAUUUUGUAGUUUCGCUUGUCGUGCUGGGGACAUUUUUGCUGAAGGGGAAGCAGAAAGAACCGACAAAAAUUCUGCAGGCAGCGCACUGGAAUCAAGUGACCAUGAAGAUAUCUUCUUCUUGGGAGAGCCUAUAGGCUGAAAUUUUGCAGGCUCCCCUUUCUGUCAUCAACCGUUCAUAAAGCGCUGUCUAUGUGAUUCUCUUUGCAGCCAUGGAUGAUCAGAAAGGGUAUUAUGUAUUGUUUUGCUUGUUGUUGCAGUUUUCAUGGGAUUGUUGAGUCAUGGGUAUUGGCAGCAUAGAGUUUCUUUGUUAAAUGCUGGGACCUAAAAGUAGUGGUAGACUGUUGUUCUCUUAUCAAUUUGCUUGGAUGGUUUUCAAGAGGCUACAAGCCCUAGGCCAUCAGUUUUUCAAUUCUCUGUCCUGCCCUUUUUACUUUGGUUCAGAGUUUAUGUUUGGACAAUUUGAGGUCAUCCUUGGAUGGUCGAAUAUUCAAGUAACAAUUGACCUUCUAUUUCUUGUCA